GGAGGAGGAAGAAAAUGAUUAUGAAGAAGUUAGUGGGAAGCGCUCAGCAAUUACAGUCAGUGUGAGCUGCUCAGUCAGUGAGCGCUGUGACCGAGCAGAGGCUCCCAUCUUCACCCAGAAACCUUUCGGAUUGUUUUCGUUUUCGUUGCAUGUCAGGAGCGAAACGGGAGGAAACUUUCUGAAUGGAGAAGCACAAAGUGCUGGACCAGCUCCUGAUGGAGCUCCACCGCUUCCUGCUCCUCCUGGACAGGGAGAAUCUUAGUGGGAAUGCCACCAUCCAGAAGGGAUUGCUGUCAGACCUCCUGCAGUCAUACAAAUCCACAAAUGGAGGUGACGAGGAAUAUAUCUACAUGAACAAAGUGCCAGUUUCUGGGAAAGACAAAAACGACAAAGAUGACUAUUUGGAUGCCCUUAUUAAUGGAAAAGCAGCAAAAAAUAUUCCGGUGCCACAGAAGAGCCUUCCUGACCUGCCGCCACCCAGAACAGGUGUGGUGGGUCGGGAACCGUUCCCCUUGCCUCCAGUUCCAGCUCCAGCCUGUAUAGAAUCUACAGAGAGCUACUAUGAGGAGGCUCAGCCCUAUGAGGAAACAGUCAACGAUGAUGCAGACGCGGUUAGCAGCUCAUAUGAGUCCUACGAUGAGGAGGAGGUGACCAGAGAGAAGUCGACAUCAGCGCAGCACCAGUGGCCUUCAGCUGAGGCUUCCAUCGAGCUGAUGAAGGAUGCCAGAAUCUGUGCCUUCCUGUGGAGGAAAAAGUGGCUCGGCCAGUGGGCCAAACAGCUCUGUGUCAUCAAAGACCAUCGCCUUCUGUGCUACAAAAGCUCCAAGGACCAGACGCCUCUGCUGGACGUGAGUCUGUUAGGCUGCACUGUUAUUUACAAAGAAAAGCAGCCCAAGAAAAAAGAACACAAGCUGAAGAUCAUCCCAGUAGGAGGCGAGGCCAUUGUGCUGGGCCUGCAGAGCAAAGAACAGACUGAGCAGUGGCUAAAGGUUAUUCAAGAAAUAAGUCCCAAGCCAGCUGAAAGCUGUGACCCUCAACAUCCUGGGUCAGACUCCCCGAGGCUUAUUUGCACUAAGGGCGAUCAGAACGAGAGACACUCGCUGGCUUCAGAGAGCGGCAGCAGCACAGACAGCCACAAUGAAAUCACAGAAAACAAAGAUGUGAAGAAAAAAUAUGGCCCUGGUUUAAUGUUCAGCAAUCUGAUGAACAUCGGGAAGAAAAAACCAUCCGCACUUGAGAGCCCUGAGAAAAGCAUCGACACAUCAGGUUACCUGAAUGUACUGGUGAACAGCCAGUGGCGGACCUGCUGGUGUCUCAUAAAGAAUGGCCAGCUGUGGUUUUACCAAGACAAGGGAAAGAACAAAGUAAGCCAGCCAGCGGUGACCCUGGAGGGCUGCAGCGUCUCGCCCGACCCCAGCCCCGAGCAUCUCUACUCCUUCCGCAUCGACUUGGACGGCACGCAGAUUGCAACCUUAGAGGCAAAAACAUCAGCAGAUAUGGGUCACUGGUUGGGCCUCCUGCUGUCACAGACGGGAACCAAAACGGAUCCGGAGGACCUGACGUAUGACUAUGUUAACUCUGAAAGGGUCUCCAGCAUCGUCAGCGCUGCAAAGACGUCCUUCUACUUGAUGCAAAGGAGAUAUUCAGAGUCAAAUACCUACAUAGACACUCUUCCUUCCAUUCCUCAAAACUCUGAUGAGCUGUACGACGAUGUUGCAUCAAUAGCUGAUCCUGAGGAUGCAGAGGAGAACGCCCUGCUAAACUGCGAGGAGGAAAACAAUCACAAUGAAACUAAGCAGGACAAUACCAAAGAGGAGAGAGAUGCCGAGCGGGAGUCCGACAACAGAAUUUACCUCGACCUGGUUCCAAUGCGCUCCUUCCUCCAUACAGCCUCAGGGAAUAAAGCUUCUCCUCCUUGCAAGGAAGCUUCCAGAGUUUGUCCAACUCCAGGAGAGGGCCAGAGGGAUUCCUUUAGCCAAGUUACAGAGGUCCCUGCAACAAACCGAACUGAGCCAGACUCCACCGUGGUAACAAAUGGGCCAAAUUCAGCGUUCUCCAGCAAACCAAAUCAGCAGCGAUCAUUUAGUCCCACUUCCAUAGUGGCACAAACUCAACCCACCAAGACUUCAUCACCAGGUCAGGACAUCUCCAAGAGGAACAGCCUGGGGGUCCCACGAGCCUACAGCCCGCCUGCAGCACAGACACAUAAGGGGGGAACAACACAUACCACCGCAUCCUGGAUCCCCAACAGCCCACAGCCGGGACGACCAAAGGCACACACCAUAGGGAGCUCCAGUGGCUUUGAGAUCAAGCUUGGCAAAAACCGCACUGAGGCAGAUCUGCGGCGCUACAUUGAUGAACGCGAUCGUCUGGAGAAGGAGAGGGAGGAGGUGAGGAGCAGCCUGGCCAACCUGAAGAAGGAAAAGAGAGAAAUAAAAGAGGAGCUCAGCACCUGCCAGGAUCCUAAGCUGCAGGCUUCGCUGGAGGCGUGUUUGAAGGAGAAGGAAGAAGCGUGUCGGGAGGCGGAGCAGCACAGGGUGGAGGUGGAGCUUCAACUGGUAGAAGUAAAGGAAAGUCUGAAGAAAGUGGAAUCAGGGCCUUUCACACUGGGAACCACACUGGACAGCAGCCUCCAGGACUCCCCCACGACUAAAGCAACAACCAUGUCCAAUCCCCAAAUAUCAUCACCACCAACACAAGCAGCACCACAACCAUCUUCAUCACCUUCCCAGCCGACCAACAGCAGCACCAGCGCUGACUCUCCAGUAAACGCUGCCUCAGCACUUAAAAACAGACCCACUUCCAUUAUUGCAACAAAAGGCAAUGUCCUGCAGAAAGCCAAGGAAUGGGAGAAAAAAUCCACCACUUAGAUGGAAGCUUGUAAAUCUGCACAAACAUUUCCGCCACCAGGGAUUUUUAACCUUCCUUAUUUCUACAGAGACAUUAGAAGUGAGACUGAAGCACAAGCUGAAAACAUCCUAAACAUCACCGACUAUUCUUUAAUACCACCACUGUUCUCAUUUAUUUUAUUUUCAGUUGGGAAAAUGUAAGCAAUAAUGCGGCCAGUGUUAAAGAAAACCACUAAAUUUUAAACAACAAAAAAAUCCCUUUACUAAAUUGUCUAUUGUGUAAAAUUUAGAUUGUAGCGUAGUUCUUGUAUGCUGGUAGCAAGAUGUAAAUAUAUGUACACCAUUUAUUCAGCCUUUUUGGCUUGUAUUGCUAGCUAAAACUGCACUUUUUAUUCAAAUAAAAAAAAUUCUUAAA
Cyprinodon variegatus (sheepshead minnow) is the source of this 3264-nucleotide messenger RNA. RefSeq names its product actin filament associated protein 1 like 2 (gene afap1l2). Gene Ontology annotation, biological process: inflammatory response; positive regulation of interleukin-8 production; regulation of mitotic cell cycle. Gene Ontology annotation, cellular component: cytosol. Lineage: Eukaryota; Metazoa; Chordata; Actinopteri; Cyprinodontiformes; Cyprinodontidae. The transcript is spliced from 19 exons. The record is from RefSeq and is a predicted model, not a curated record. The coding region runs from base 183 to 2870 and encodes 895 amino acids. Gene Ontology annotation, molecular function: SH3 domain binding; SH2 domain binding.